AUGCCUGAGAUGGACUUCCACAGCCGAAAAGGCAGCACCAACCAACUUGUUGAGGAUCUCCAAAACCCUAUGGGUGAUGCAGAUUACAGUUCUUCAACCAUGUGUGAGACGCCGCCAAGCAACCUGUUCGGCAACAACGACCAAAUGGCGCCUCUCAUAGGCGUCAUUGGGACCAUCUCGCGGCAGCUAUCAGAGCUGAAGAGUCAGUCAUGGGAUCCCAGUUUCAUGCGGACCUCCCUGUUUGACAAUAACGAACAGGACUUUGGCGGAGCUGUUCGGCUGAACCCUUUGGACAAUGUCAUGCAUAUAUCCAUGAAAUUCGUCUUGGUCUUGCAGACAAUGGUUCCCGCAGAGUGCUCCAAGAUUUCCCCGCUCUGUUCUCCGCCGACUCUGUCCCUGCUUCUCAUGCUUAUAUCCACGCACCUUCAGCUUGGCCAGCUUUUCGACGCCAUCCUUACCCGUGUUAAUAUUUGUCUGCAGGACGAGGGGCUUUCAGCACACUCUAGGCGUCUCCAGAUCACUAUGAUGAUACUAUUCAUAGAACACCAUCUCAGCUCUGUGGAGCGCCUGAUGGGCUUCCCUGCUGACUUUCGACUCUGGAGCCGCAAGAGCGAAUGUACCGGUAUUUUGGACCCGGAAUCAAAUCCACUUGUAGAGGCUGUCAUGGGCCAAGCGCAGGAGAUAUUCUUGUCACUAAAACAGACUAUGGAGAGUAUACAGAUGUCUUUACGCACUUAG
This is a messenger RNA of Colletotrichum truncatum, 738 nucleotides long. RefSeq lists its product as uncharacterized. The record is from RefSeq and is a predicted model, not a curated record. NCBI's taxonomy places the organism in Eukaryota, Fungi, Ascomycota, Sordariomycetes, Glomerellales, Glomerellaceae.